Oncorhynchus gorbuscha (pink salmon) is the source of this 6922-nucleotide messenger RNA. Its product is annotated as E3 ubiquitin-protein ligase CBL-like. The transcript is spliced from 17 exons. Gene Ontology annotation, molecular function: phosphotyrosine residue binding; ubiquitin protein ligase activity; calcium ion binding. Gene Ontology annotation, biological process: cell surface receptor signaling pathway; negative regulation of epidermal growth factor-activated receptor activity. NCBI's taxonomy places the organism in Eukaryota, Metazoa, Chordata, Actinopteri, Salmoniformes, Salmonidae. Gene Ontology annotation, cellular component: plasma membrane; membrane raft. The record is from RefSeq and is a predicted model, not a curated record. Bases 625 to 3381 code for a protein of 918 amino acids.
GACUGCAGCCUGUGUGGAUUUUUCUAAAUGUAUUUAUGCACCUCGUCUCCGUUCCGCCUAUGUUAAUGAUUUGUGUUAGCUAUGUAAAUGUCCCUUUAGUUUAUUGUCGCCAACGUCAGCUCUUCCUUCUACCUCAACCGUAAGCGUAUUAUCAAGCUAUCUUGACUGGAUCCAGCCUGCCACUGAACUUCCCGUCACUGAGAAGAACGCAGACGGAGAGAUCGAGCAGCUGAAUAGGGAAUAUAGGGGUUGUCAAUGAGAAUACAGGUCAAUCUACACGAAGACCAGACGGGUAGACAAAUCGAUAUCAUUGUCUUCUUUUAGUCGACGAGACGGGUCUCGACUGGCUUGCUUACCAACCUGCGUUGUAUUCCUUGCUUGAGCACCUAGCUGCAGUUUGCCCCACUGUCGUCGAGGCUCGAUACAACCACUGGUGGGGGGGUUUAAUGGGAUCCUUGUUUCAAUAGAACUCAUUUCUCCCACCCCCCGACGGACCUUCGCUCGAAUCCGACUCGGGCGCUGUCUUCCCCGGGGGGUGCCGGUUUUUGCUCAGUCUGACUGGGGAAGGAGGGCGGCCCCCCCCAGCAUUGACUGUCGCUCUGGCCGACCCUAGUGGAGCCUAAUAUGGCAGGAAAUCUGAAGAAAGGCGGAGGACUGAUCGGGAUGAUGAAGGACGCGUUUCAGCCCCAUCACCACCUCCAUUCCCAUCACCAACCUGGGGCCGUGGACAAAAAGACUGUGGAGAAAUGCUGGAAACUAAUGGACAAGGUGGUGCGACUGUGCCAGAACCCCAAGCUGGCCCUGAAGAACAGCCCACCUUACAUCCUGGACCUGCUGCCAGACACCUACCAGCACCUUCGCACCAUCUUGUCCCGCUACGAGGGAAAGAUGGAGACGCUCGGCGACAACGAGUAUUUCCGCGUCUUCAUGGAGAACCUGACCAAGAAGACCAAGCAGACCAUCAGCCUUUUCAAGGAGGGAAAGGAGCGCAUGUACGAGGAGAACUCGCAGCCCAGACGGAACCUGACCAAGUUGUCGCUGAUCUUCAGUCACAUGCUGGCCGAGCUCAAAGCCAUCUUCCCCAACGGCCUGUUCCAGGGGGAUAACUUCCGAAUCACCAAGGCUGACGCCGCCGAGUUCUGGAGAAGAUCGUUUGGGGACAAGACUAUAGUGCCUUGGAAGGUGUUCCGGCAGGCACUGCAUGAGUUCCACCCCAUCAGCUCGGGCCUGGAAGCCAUGGCCCUCAAGUCCACCAUCGACCUCGCCUGCAACGACUACAUCUCCGUCUUCGAGUUUGAUAUCUUCACCAGGCUUUUCCAGCCUUGGUCAUCUCUGCUGAGGAACUGGAACAGCCUGGCGGUGACUCACCCGGGCUACAUGGCCUUCCUCACCUACGAUGAGGUCAAGGCCCGGCUGCAGAAGUUCAUCCACAAACCUGGCAGCUACAUCUUCAGGCUGAGCUGCACGCGGCUGGGCCAGUGGGCCAUCGGCUACGUCACUGCAGAUGGGAACAUCCUGCAGACCAUCCCCCACAACAAGCCCCUCUUCCAGGCCCUCAUCGACGGCUUCCGGGAAGGAUUCUACCUGUUCCCCGACGGGCGUACCCAGAACCCAGACCUCACAGGACUGUGUGAGCCAUCGCCACAAGACCAUAUUAAAGUCACACAGGAGCAAUAUGAGCUGUACUGUGAGAUGGGCUCCACCUUCCAGCUGUGUAAGAUCUGUGCGGAGAAUGACAAGGACGUGAAGAUCGAGCCCUGCGGUCACCUCAUGUGUACUUCCUGUCUCACCGCCUGGCAGGAGUCGGAGGGUCAGGGCUGCCCGUUCUGCCGCUGUGAGAUCAAGGGCACGGAGCCCAUUGUGGUUGACCCCUUUGACCCCAAGGACCCCAUAGGCGGCUCCUGUAGGGGCCUGUUCGGGGCAGAGGGCGCCCCCUCGCCCAGCUAUGACGAUGACGACGACGACCGGCUGGACGACCCCCACCUCAUGAUGAGCAAGCUGGCCUGUUCCAAGGUGGAGCGUCCCCCCUCGCCCAUGUCCCUGGCGCCCCAGUCCUCCCUGCCCCCCGUGCCCCCCCGCCUUGACCUCCUGCAGCACCGACCACCUAACCCCCCAGGAGCAUCCAGCCCCGGGGCCACAUCCAAGGCGUCCUCCCACCACAAGGACAAGCCUCUCCCCCUGCCCCCAGCCCUGAGGGACCUGCCACCCCCUCCCCCAGACAGACCUCUCUCUGCCGGGCCUGACGGGUGGCUCGGCAGACGGCCCCUACCCUGCACCCCCUUGGGGGAGCCCAAGCUGCCUCCGGCCCCGCCCAACCGCAACCUGGCCGACUGGAACCCCAGGCCAGUGCCCAAGGCCCCCGGACAGCCACCCAGUGUGGGAGACACGCGGGGGGUCCGGGAGCUCUCCAACAGACACUCGCUCCCCCUGGCCCUACCCUCAGUGCUAGACGGAUGCACCGACGGACAGAGGAACAACAGCUCGCUCAGUCUGGACCAUCAGCUGGAGAAGGGAGCCCAGAGUUUAGGAGGCACGGCGUCUGGCAGUCAGGCGUAUGACAACCCCAAAGUGAAGCCUUCAGUCUCGGCAAAUGCCAUCUAUGCUCUGUCAACAAGACCCCAUCCAGGUCUGAAGCCAGUGGCCGGGGAGGAGGCCUACGAGAGUGACGAGGAGUCCGACUACAUGAUCCCCACCUCUCGGCCCGUCCUGGUCCCCAUGGCAGACACCCCAGUCCCCAAACCCCCCCAGCCUACCUCUCUCAACUCAUGGCCCAUGCUGAAUGACCUGGAUGAAGGACCUCAAAUGUAUGAAGCCAUGUAUAACGUCCAGGUCCAGGCUCACCUGGCCAGAGACUCGGAUUACUCUGAGCUGCCUCCCUUGGCCAGUACCAAUUGUCCCAUCUGGGAGAUCCCCUGCCCGGUGCGGGAGCCCCCUGAGGAGGUAGAGGAGGAAAACGGCUACGACAUCCCCAAACCAGCGUUGCCCACGGCCCCGGCCCGACGCACCCUGUCCGAGCUGGGGGCCACUUCCAGCGCCGCCUUCAACCGUCUCUCCAUGGACAGCGAACCCGGAGCAUCCGCCUCCUUCUCAGAUUCCAGCGACGCCCCAGAGCGGCCGCCCAAGCCCCUCCCCCGACGCAUCAACUCCGAGCACCGGCCCAUACCUCCUGGAUUAGGCGGUGGUGGUGGCGGAGGGGGAGGAGGAGGUGGAGGAGUAGCCAACCCCCAGAUCACCAGUGAGAUCGAGCAUCUCAUGAGGCAAGGCUACACCUACCAGGACAUCCAGAAAGCCCUGAUGAUUGCACAGAACAAUAUGGAGAUGGCCAAGAAUAUCCUGCGCGAGUUUGUCUCCAUUCCCUCCACGGCUCACAUUCUUACAUAGUACCUCCUCUGCUCCUGCCCAGCUCAGCCCAAAGUCCAUCGCCUGCAGUACUAGCGCUUCAGUGCUAACUGGAGCCCCUGCAGUCUCCUGUCCGGCGCCCUCUCAAAACUAGCUCAUUCCGAGCCCUGCGCUUCACACGCUUUUUCAAGAGUGACCGGACGCCUUUUGUAAUGUGCUGCAGGGCCACUCUCCAGAUCCCAUGGGGGGAAGUGAUGAUGAUGAUGAUGAUGGCUCAUCGCACAACCGACGCUUCGACGGUCGUUUUCACGUCCUCUCGAAGGCCUCUACCGAAAUGUAAUCGACCCCCCCCCCCCCCAAAAAAAAAAAUAUGUGUGUCUAUCUAAGAAUUUAAUAUAUAACUAAAUAUAUAUUAAAUGUGUGUAAUGUUACAUAUAUAUUUCCAAUGAGUUCGGCUUCGAAGGUCUGUUUUAUUUCACGUCGUUCAUGUUUAAGGAUAGAUUGCAGAGGAUAAAGAUGGUGGUUCUUUGGGAGAGAAGCACCCUUCUGUCGUCCCCAGCCCUCACUUUGAAGAGAGCGGCGGGCUUCGUUUAGCAUUCAGAAGCAGGCGUUGCCUAGACUCACAGCAGAACAUUUGGCAACAUGUCAAAUAUGGCCUUUAUUAAUGCUUCGGUACUUCUGUGGGGGGAAAAGAAUGUGUGCGUGGUUUGCCUCAAAGUAGCAUGAUGUGUGUGUGUGUGUCGGGCCAAUGACCUGGCUAGUAGGGUUGGGACGUGAUUGGCUGACCUAGCUCACUGGUUGACCAUUUGACUUAAAACCCAGGUGAAAAGCAAAGCUGUGUUUGACUGUGUUGUUGUCUAUGUGCAUCAUUUUCUACGGUGGGUAGCAUUGUUUCCUACAUGGAACCACCCCCUAAUCAUCUCGUCCAGUGAUUCCGAUGCCCAGACUGGGAAGCCUGUGUUUUUGUUUUUUCAGUAAGACGUUUUUUAGAGGCAAGUCCUGGCUCUGCUGUCAGAGCCAAUCAAUCGAAGCCACCUGGGAGGUCCCGGUUGGCCCAUGUCCCAAUCCCUCUUCUGUGCAAAAUGAAUGUGGAAUUAAUAUAUAGCUCAGACGUUUUCGUUCUUCUUCCUCCUCAAAUGUAGUGCUCUCAAGCAAGAGUCUGAAUGGGAGAGGCAAAGUGUACGGAAAUGUAAUGGCGAGAGAAAAAGGAUUGAUGGAUUCUAAUCACGGCCCAGUACCGGGGUCAAGAUUCUAUAAUACUGACAACAGCUUAGACAUGAGGAGAGCUUCGUCUGCGAUGUGCCCCGAAGCUGUUCAGCGACGUGUCAUCGAUUACUUUAAUAAUAUAUUAUUAUUAUGAUCAUUGUUGUUAUUAUUCAUUCAGAAGUGCUUUACUGCUGCUACUAUUGUUAGUGCUAUACAAUUAAGCCUUACAUGUACAUUUUGUGAAUAUUGUUUAACUGCUCUUUGUUUUUCUUUUUAAAGUGACAGUAUCUCAUAUUGUGUUCUUUAGUUGGUGAUGUAGCAUACGUGAAAAUGCAAGCAGCUUGGGGUUGUUUCCCCCGUUUUUAGGAAAGUGUUGGGACUGGUUAGCCUUUAGAGGAAUUAUGAUGCCAUCGUAAAUGGCACUGUCCCGCAGAUUGACCCAAGCGGUAGGUAGCAUCAGCGAAACAAACAGUGUGAUUGAUGAAGCGUGUCAUAACUGGUUCAGAAAUCUGUAUUGUAGAUGCGCCUCCACUUUGAAUCUAAGAUUAUAAUUGUGCGAGCUUUUGUCAUUUUAAGGAUUGACUUAAUUGCACAGCUGCAACUAAGCCCAGUAGCUUAGUGAACGAGAACAUCUUGAGACGCACGCCCAAAACAUUGACGAGUCGCAGCCCCCCCCCCCCCCAAAAAAAAGGAGGGGUGGGGGGGUUCACAUUCUAUAUGACUCUUGUUUAUUUCCGUAAACCUUUUCGGUCACACAGUGAUGGGGUUCUAAAGAGUGUUUGCCUUUCUUUUUCCCAUAGAGGUAUUACAACCAGUGUUUGGGUCAACGCAACAACAGGGUUUGUGGACCUGUUGGGAGUGUGGGAAUUUUUCUCUCUGGUUUCCCCGAAUUUGUUAAAACACUCCUCUGUUGAACGAGGACUAACACAUCUUUCCUCUGUAACUGGGGUUGAAAUGUUACUGAAACCUUCCCAGAAUUCCCAGGUUUCCCAGAAAUCCCAGUUGAAGGAUAAGAUGGCCUCCCUGCCCAUUACCUCCUGAUUCCAGGGAAAAUGUUGCAAUCCUAAUCUGUUACUCAGAAAUACCGUUUUGUACCCUAACCAGACAAGAGUCUUCACAUGGACUGUUCAGACUCGUCUUAACUCUAAUGAGUUGGCAACGAAUUGUUAAACUAACCAAUACACUCAUUGAAUUUACAGCAGGUGCACCUCGUUCCUGUCUGUCUACGUGGUAGGUCUUCGUUCACUUUUGAGUUUUCCUGUGUUUUCAGAUUCAGUAGGGCCUUCGGAGUUUGAACGCAAUCCACAAACCUCCUAUUUUUAGGGAGCCCAUAACCGAUGAAUAUCCACACGUAUUGAAUUUACGAAAGUAGCCUAUUACUAAAUUGUCAUUAAAACGUGCAUAUCAUUUUGUGCUGACUUCUAUUACAUUGUUGGUUCAAAUGUUGUUUUUUUAAAGAAAACGAAAUGGCACUGGCUCACAUUCCUAGAUUAUUCUCUCCGGGACCGGUACUAAAAUGAGGUAUGUUGGCCCCUAAAAGGUGGAGAAGCUCUGUUAAUGGGAUUGCCACCAUGGGCUGUAGAAUCAUCGUAUAGGCUGUAGAAUCAUCGUAUAGGCUGUAGAAUCAUCGUAUAGGCUGUAGAAUCAUCGUAUAGGCUGUAGAAUCAUCGUAUAGGCUGUAGAAUAAUCGUAUAGGCUGUAGAAUCAUCGUAUAGGCUGUAGAAUCAUCGCAUAGGCUGUAGAAUCAUCGCAUAGGCUGUAGAAUCGUCGUAUAGGCUGUAGAAUCAUCGUAUAGGCUUUGGAAUCAUCGUAUAGGCUGUAGAAUCAUCGUAUAGGCUGUAGAAUCAUCGUAUAGGCUGUAGAAUCAUCGUAUAGGCUGUAGAAUCAUCGCAUAGGCUGUAGAAUCGUCGUAUAGGCUGUAGAAUCGUCGUAUAGGCUGUAGAAUCAUCGUAUAGGCUUUAGAAUCAUCGUAUAGGCUUUGGAAUCAUCGUAUAGGCUGUAGAAUCAUCGUAUAGGCUGUAGAAUCAUCGUAUAGGCUGUAGAAUCAUCGUAUAGGCUAUAGCUUCUCACCUGUAUCUCACAGUCUCCAGACUGGAAGAGGUUUGUGGCGUCUCUUUUUUUUGUUUCUUUUUCUUCUGUUCCUAGUUGCCUUUUGAGGGAAACGGUGAAGUCACUUUUGAAUGAACCACCUUCAAUAGGGAUUGUGAGGUUUCAGAAUGGAACCACGUAUCAUUUAAUGUUGGUGACUGUACUGAUUCUAUGUAUGUAUGUAUGUAUGUAUGUAUGUAUGUAUGUAUGUAUGUAUGUAUGUAUGUAUGUAUGUAUGUAUGUAUGUAUGUAUGUAUGUAUGUAUGUAUAGUGCCUUGCGAAAGUAUUU